AAAUUCGCAGUAACCGAUUCAUCAGUGGUUGAAUACUGGUGCAGUUGCAUGUUGGAGAAAAUUUUUAGCACAGAAAAUUCUUGCCAAUAUGUAUAGCACAUAUCAGGCCUCAUACCUGGACGUACCCGACUCUCUAUCCUUAGAAGAAAUGAUGGAAUGUGAUAUUCGCGAAAUGGAUAUGAACUUCAACGAUCCUUUAUUCACUGAGCAGAGCCUCUUCUCAUCUCCUGAUACCCAGAGAAUUUUGAAGCAAGAAAGAAGGGUAGAUUGUAUAAGUCCAGGGGACUUAACGAAUUUACAAUGGCUCCAGAAUGUUUCGAUUCCMAUGGAGAAGAACUCYAACGGGCAGGAUAAAUCCGUGAUGGUAGACCCGAAUACAGUUAUGCCUGUACAUUGGCAGAAUCACCAACAACCACAGCAGACUCAAAUCGCUGUCACUACCAUACCGAACAUAUCACACAUCACACAGCCUGUGACUCAACAGACACAACUUAAUGUCCAACCACGACACGACCAGAAACACAGAGUACAAGACUCCAAACUCACUAAAGACAACUCCAAACCUAACGAGAAAACUUAUCCUAAGCCACUGUUCUCGUAUUCCUGUCUCAUUGCUAUGGCACUUCAAAACAGCGAUGCGGGAACUCUGCCAGUUAGCGAGAUUUACAAAUUUAUGAUGGGAAAGUUUCCUUAUUUCAAAACCGCGCCGGAUGGAUGGAAGAACUCAGUCAGGCAUAACUUAUCCCUCAACAAAGCCUUCUGUAAACUAGAGCGUCCCCAAGGAGCAUCGCAGAGAAAAGGUUGCCUCUGGUCUCUCAGACCUGAACGCAAGGAGCAAAUGGAAAAAGAGAUUAAAAAAUGGAAGAAAAAGCAUGCYGAAGCUAUUAGAGCUAGUAUGGCACAUCCAGAAGAACUUCAAAUCUCAACUGAYGAWUUAGAAGAAARUCUUCAAACAAAUCCAAACCACAUCGAAGACGUAGCCGCGGCUGAUGCAGCAAAGGAAUUAUUUGGUAAUAAUUUGAUUCAAGAGAUUCAGCAACAUGAGGAGUUGGACUGGGAYGAUAUUAUCUCCUCWGGUACGGACCUUAACCUAGCGCCAGGUCUUACCACAUCAAGUAUGACACCCACAAUGAAUGAUUUAAAUUUACAGUCGGCACCAGUGACGACUACAGUUGAAUUAGAUAACUCUGCUCAGUAUUUCAUAAAUGGUCACGAUUUUGAUAAUACUAAUUACAAUAUGUCUAAUUAUUACAACUUACAGCCACAGCAAAUGGCACAUAUAAAUACGGGAUUUUAAUGCCUUUAUAUUUGCUAGUGAAUUAUUGUUUUAAGACUAGGAUGUAUAGAAUAAUAUUACAAAUUUGGCCACGGUACUUUUACAAAGAAAUUUACUAUUAAAUGCUAUUUGUGUUCACUCACGUGGGUCAUAAUGUGGCAAAUAUUUCAUAAAUUGCAUUGCAAGUACAUCUGUGAUAUUAUAAGCAAUUAUAACACCAUUUUAAUGGCAGCACUCAAUACUACUAAAGCCAAGCAUAAUUAUUUGUGGAUAGGAUAUAUAUCUGUAAGGGUUUGGCUUUGGUAUUUUUAUUGUAUAACUAGCUAACACAAGGGGCAAGGACAUAGAUGGCUGGUUUUGUAUCUUAUCAACUGAAGUCAAAUGGAAGUCAUUUCAAUAUUCUUGAAGGAUUUUACUUUAUAAAGCCACCCACAAGGCAAAAUAUAUGAUAUUUGGUGGUAACCUCCACAGCAUUAAACUUUUUUCUUAUUACAGCAAGUAAAUGUAUUACUAUAAAAUAACAGUUAACGAAAUGAUGGUUUCUCUGCAAGUUUAGUUUCAGUAUUAAAGCAGCUUGACUUAGCAAACUUGUGUCUAACUUUCCGUUUUAUCCUCAAAUGGGUGGAAUAGCUUUUUAUUUAUUAAAACAUCUAAUAAAUUAAAAUAUGAGCUACUUAUUUGGAAUAAGAAACACAAGAUAAGUAAAAAAGUUCUGUCUGAUUUCAAAAGUGAAAAACUUUGCCACUAAAAAUACUCUAGUUUCGAACUCUUUUGUGCAAGCUUAGCUUCAAUCAAGCAUAAACUGUGGUUGUUGUCUUUUACACAAAGUGUUUGCAUUACAAUAGGAUCUCUGCUUUCGAGGUUAAGACUGCACAAAUAAGAUCUCGAAACUGGAGUAUUACCGUAUAUUCCAUUUGACUUGAGAGAAGAAUAAUUUAAGGGCUUGCUAACACAACAUUGAUGUCAUAACAAGAACAUAAUGGGAAAAAAUGUGAAUUGUAACAGGACGAAGAUGUAAGGAAUAUUUUAAAAGUAAUUUAUCUAUCACUGGCUAACAUGUAGAAUUUUCAAAAUUGGAUAUUUUGAAACAYUAAUUCAUGGUUAUAAGUCAGUGAAGUGAGUUUUUUGGAGGAAUUCUCAACUUUUCAUUCAGAGGUCUGAUAUUCUGCCACAAAUACCCCUUGGAUUGAAAGAAAGUCUUUUGGAGAUUUAAAAGUUCAAAUUAGUGAUAAUACAAGCUACAUGUACUAACAGAUGUCGGUAGAUAUUUAGUCUUGAAGAAAAUGACAGAAUAUCACUCAAUGAUGAGAACUAUUUUCAGUUUAAUAAACUCAAACAGUUACCUUCAAAAACUAAAUAUAGGGAGACGUCGAAGGAAAUCUAUAAUUGGUAUUCAGUGGCCAUGAAAAUUUCCUUGAAGAUAUUUUAAACCUUAAUUUUAUCAUGAUGUCAUUGUCUCACUUCAAUAAUAACACUUAGUUCUGAUCAAAAGCUAAUUUCUCUUGUGUAUUUUGAAGAAAUUCAAUAAGAUUUUAAAUUUUAAUCAGAACUUGUUCUUUCUUUUGGGUCAAGGUAGUGGUUGGUCUGGUAGACAUCAAACAUUCAAUCUUUUGUGUUAUUUUUUUGGGGGGGAGGGGGACAGGGGAUUUGAGGGGAUGUGGCAUUGGUUGUGCGUAGGUUAAAGACUGUAGGAGACAUUUUGAGUCAAUAAUGUAUGUAAAUAGCAAAAUGCAGAGGCUUAAAUAUUCUGUAUAUCAUYAGUAUUAAUUAAUGUGCCUAAUCAUUUCCACACCUAGAUUAGAUUGGAUUUGUUUUCCUGCAUCUCAUUUAGUUUCAAUACAUUUAGUACAAAUAUACAAGAACUCCAAAUAAUAGGAAUUCAAAUUCAAAAAGAGCAAUAUGCUCCUUUAAAUUAUACCAAUCUUAGCGGAAAGAUUUCAAUUUGUGUUUGCUUGAUAGAAUCUUGAUCUAAGUUAUAACAAUAUCACAUUCUUGAGUAUAAUUUUAACGAAUAUCAGGAACACAAAUUGGAAAGUGUAAUUGAUGCUUAAUGAAAUUAUUCCAUAGUUUGGUAUAAACUUAAAGAAAAGAGCUUUGCCAUAUGGGGCAAGAUAAGUAAAAGAAAAAAAGCAGGAGAAUUUUUCUUGGGAUUUGGGCAGUUUAAAUGUUUGUUAAGUUCAAAUUUCARUUGAUAAAAAUUCUACUGGUUUCAGAAGAAUAGUUAUGUGGUUAUUGGCACACUUAUCACCACUAAUAAUCUCUUAUAAUCAGGCUGUAUGCUGUAUAUAUUGCAUCGUACUGUAAUUAAGGAUAUAUUGUAGAUAUUGCUAAAUAAACCUGGUGCAACCAGACUGUAAUCACUA
Messenger RNA from Exaiptasia diaphana, 3639 nucleotides. Its product is annotated as forkhead box protein N4. The record is from RefSeq and is a predicted model, not a curated record. Lineage: Eukaryota; Metazoa; Cnidaria; Anthozoa; Actiniaria; Aiptasiidae. Gene Ontology annotation, biological process: regulation of transcription by RNA polymerase II. The transcript has 4 exons. The coding region runs from base 89 to 1297 and encodes 402 amino acids. Gene Ontology annotation, molecular function: DNA-binding transcription factor activity, RNA polymerase II-specific; transcription cis-regulatory region binding.